CGAUUGGGCUGCAUGUUCUCCAGGGUAAAGGAUGACUGCGCGCAACCGAAGGACUGGAAGGCUGAAAGCUUGUGAUCCCUGGGCAGAUAUCAAGCACUAUGCAGGCUUGAUAUCUAUCACGUCAUCAUACAGCCAUCGCUCAUAUAACACAAUGGAAAUCGACAUACGGUGUUUGCCAGUCAACCUAACCACCACAGAUGCCCAAUUUCUCUAGCAGGACGAGUGUUCGAUCGGUCUCCUUACUGCUUGGGAUGCUUGCUGGCGGGAAGAAGAUGGAUUCUGCUCAACUUCCACUCCGACAUUAUGUCCCAGCAAAGCCCGAUGGGCCAUUCCCGUACUCGGCAGCAGACCUCACACCUAUGGACGCGGGAAAUGAUACUGGCUUUUAUGGUCCUGCUCGCUUUGUGACACAUAUUGAUGACAAUGCCAUUGUGAAUCUUCGCGGGUAUUAUGAUCAGGUUUUGCCUCGAAAGGGACGAAUUCUUGAUUUCUGCUCCAGUUGGAUUUCUCACUAUCCGCCCGAGCUCGAACAGGCGGCUGCCUCAGGAGAAUUGGAGAUAGAUGGGACGGGAAUGAACAAGGCGGAGCUGAGCAAGAACUCGGUGUUGAAGCAUUGGUCUGUGCAGGAUCUCAACGAAGACCCUGAGGUACGGAUACCAGGCUCUAUGGAAGGGGGACUCGACGCGGCGACUUGUGUGGUGUCUAUUGAUUACUUGACAAAGCCGGUGGAGGUACUGCGGAGCAUUCGAAAGCAGACAAACAAAGGUGGCAAAGUUCACUUGAUCAUCUCGAAUCGGUGCUUUCCCACAAAGGCGGUUGGUCGAUGGUUGAAGGUGGACGAGGACGACAGACUGGACAUGGUCGGCGAUUACCUUUGGUGGAGUGGAUGGCGUAAUAUUGAGAUUCAGACACUGGUAGCAGGAUCAUUCAUGAGAGAUCCUUUGUGGGUGGUAAGAGCACAGAACGAACCUGAACAGACUGAGCAAGACAAGGCGCAGACACAGUAACAAGGCUGGGUCGAGGGGCCCGAUUGCCAGAUGAUUGGACAGGAUAGGGACGGACCUGCCGGGAAAUCAUCGGUUGGUGCCUAAGGGCAAGUCCCAUAAGCUUCACGACCACCCCAAUAGGCGUCACGAACCGCGACUUCCCGCUAUAUCAUUUCUCUCAACACGUCAAUAAA
This is a messenger RNA of Exophiala viscosa, 1180 nucleotides long. RefSeq lists its product as uncharacterized. NCBI's taxonomy places the organism in Eukaryota, Fungi, Ascomycota, Eurotiomycetes, Chaetothyriales, Herpotrichiellaceae. The transcript has a single exon. The record is from RefSeq and is a predicted model, not a curated record. Bases 198 to 1007 code for a protein of 269 amino acids.